UUCUACUAAAAACACAAACAGGUGAAAUGAGAGAUAAAACUAGUUCAAAGUGUGGAAAGAAACCAAUCAGGCUUCUUUGCACAAGCUCGCAAGGCAAAAAGCAUCUUUAUGAGCAUAACCACCUCAGGAAACCGAGUAAAAGAGUCUCUUCCUCCUUUGAGAACACGAGUUUUUCUACCCUAAGUAACUCGAUUAUCACAGAGGGGAUACCUAAUUCAAAUAAAACUAGCAAAGAGACUUCAUGAGGUACCACUAAUGUGUUGCAUGAGUCAUCCCAAUUUGCUGGCUCCAUGAACGCCACUACUUCUGAAAGAUUUCAGCAUAUUUUCAAAGGCAGAACCCCUAUUCUGAAACUCAAUAAGACCAGAUUGGUGAAGCCUGUAGCAAGAAGGAUGAAUACCAAUGGGGCCAAUGAGAGUAAAAAUAGAGCAAGGCUAUUCUCAACUAAUGGUACUCAAAAGGCUGCAUCGAAGCUCUCUUCUAAACACCAAAAUGCUGAAUUUUCGUCAAAAAUAUCCCCUGUGGAACAAAUCUUCAAAAAGACAUUCUUCGGUAGUCCCAAAGCCACAGCAACAGCUGAGCUAAUGCAUGAUUCUCGUUACAGAUCAGCCAUGUACAAAGCCCUCAAGGCAAGGAAAAACAUUAGCAAGCUAUUAGAGCCCAAACAAUUUUCCCAAAAAAAUCAAAAGAAAAGUGAAAAUUAUGAGCUCAACGUCAGCAAAAAUAUUUCGAUUCCAAUCAAAUGGGGGAGUGCCGAGGAUGAUCAGAGCAUUGCUUUGAAGGACUUAAGAGAAGUUAUUAGGAAUCAGAAGAUAAGCCAAUCAAGACAAAGAAUGAGCAAAACAAACUCAAAGUCUUUCCAUCGUAGAAACAGGAAUCUGAGCUUAGAUUUCCCGAAAAAGUGUAAAAAUUUACUCAUUAAACCAUGUUUCUUACUGAUAGAAGAUGAAAAAUUACCAGAAUUGUGUUUCAAUUCUAGUAUUCAGGGAUCAUUGAACACUUCUUUGUAGAAAAUUCUCACCCUACUCGGAAUCUUUCAAACCAC
Molecule: messenger RNA, 1045 nt
Organism: Moneuplotes crassus
Lineage: Eukaryota; Ciliophora; Spirotrichea; Euplotida; Euplotidae
Source: the annotation of a GenBank genome assembly